Argentina anserina (silverweed cinquefoil) is the source of this 1877-nucleotide messenger RNA. RefSeq names its product EH domain-containing protein 1-like. The transcript has 16 exons. Gene Ontology annotation, biological process: endocytosis; endosomal transport. The record is from RefSeq and is a predicted model, not a curated record. Gene Ontology annotation, cellular component: plasma membrane; intracellular membrane-bounded organelle; cytoplasm. Gene Ontology annotation, molecular function: protein binding; calcium ion binding; GTP binding. Bases 48 to 1679 code for a protein of 543 amino acids. NCBI's taxonomy places the organism in Eukaryota, Viridiplantae, Streptophyta, Magnoliopsida, Rosales, Rosaceae.
UCCAGUGUGACUCUCUCUCUCUCUCUCUCUCUCUCUCUGCGUUUGAAAUGGAAAUCGGGUCGGGUCCGAUCGGGUCAUGCUCCAAAGAGCAGCAGAAGAUUUACAGGGACUGGUUCAACUUCGUCGAUUCAGACGGCGAUGGCCGGAUCACUGGUACGGAAGGCGCGAAUUUCUUCGCCAUGUCCAAGCUUUCUAGGCCAGAACUCAAGCAGGUUUGGGCAAUUGCUGAUUCGAAGCGGCAAGGAUUUUUAGGGUUUACUGAGUUCAUCACAGCAAUGCAGCUGAUUUCAUUUGCACAAGAUCAUGAGUUAAGUCCGGAUGUCAUCAAAGCUGAAGUUGACUGGGAGAACAUUAAACCUCCAGUGAUUGAAGGUGUGGAUGCCUUAAUAGCUAAAUCUAAGAGUUCUUUAACAAAUGGGGUCCCCGUGAAUGGAAAUGGAAUCAUUCAUAAUCAACCACCAGCUGAACGGACUCCUUCAAAAUCCGUGAAGAGACUACCUGUCAAUGCAGUUACAUCGAUAGUUGAUGGCUUGAAGAGAUUGUACAAUGAAAAACUUAAACCGUUGGAAUCUGCAUUUCGUUUCAAUGACUUUGGUAAUCCAUUACUGACUAACAGUGAUUUUGAUGCUAAACCCAUGGUCAUGCUUUUGGGUCAGUAUUCAACUGGAAAGACAACAUUUAUAAAGCAUUUGUUAAGAUGUAACUAUCCAGGAGCUCAUAUUGGGCCAGAGCCCACGACUGAUAGAUUUGUCGUUGUAAUGUCUGGACCUGAUGAAAGGAGCAUUCCUGGAAAUACCAUAGCUGUAAAUGCUGAAAUGCCUUUUAGUGGUCUAACAAGUUUUGGAGGUUCAUUUCUGUCAAAAUUUGAGUGUUCCCAAAUGCCUCAUCCAUUGCUAGAUGAAAUUACACUUGUGGACACUCCUGGAGUUCUAUCUGGAGAAAAGCAACGAACACAAAGGAGUUAUGAUUUCACUGGUGUCAUAUCGUGGUUUGCUGCAAAAUGUGAUCUCAUUCUUCUUCUUUUUGACCCUCAUAAGCUUGAUAUCAGUGAUGAAUUUAAGCGUGUAAUUGCAUCUUUACGUGGGCAUGAUGACAAGAUUCGAGUGGUUUUGAACAAAGCAGAUCGAGUUGAUACUCAGCAACUGAUGAGAGUUUAUGGGGCAUUAAUGUGGUCACUUGGAAAGGUUUUGAAUACUCCCGAAGUUGUGCGUGUUUAUAUUGGCUCAUUCAACGAUAAACCUGUGAAUGAAGAAGCUGUUGGCCCGAUGGGUAGGGAGCUUUUUGAAAUGGAACAAGGUGACCUCCUUGCUGACCUGGUUGAUAUACCAAAAAAGGCUUGUGAUCGCCGGAUCAAUGAAUUUGUGAAACGUGCUAGAGCUGCUAAAAUUCAUGCCUACAUAAUUAGCCAUCUUAAGAAAGAGAUGCCUGCAAUGAUGGGGAAAUCAAAGACCCAGAAGCGACUCUUGGAAAAUCUUGAAGAAGAGUUUGCAAAGGUUCAGAGGGAGUAUCAUUUACCAGCAGGGGACUUUCCAAAUGUUGAACACUUCCGAGAGGUCUUGAGCAAUUACAACAUCGAUAAAUUUGACAAAGUGAAGCCUAAGAUGAUUCAAGCAGUAGAUGACAUGCUUGGGUAUGAAAUCCCUGAGCUCUUGAAGAACCUCAGAAACCCCUAUGAUUAAAAAAAUGUAAUUACUGAAACAAGACUAGUGUUCUAUAUUUCUCGGUAUCUGAUUGAUUAUCUCCUAGAGCUUCAUCAUCAAAAUGAAGCAGUAUCCUGGAUCGAGUAAGAUAUGGUUCGGCAUUUCGUCUUAAUGCUGAAAGUUAUGAACCUUUUUAGGCUGGAUGAUUGCAAUUUUAAUGCCAAAUGUUUCUCUUCG